UAAACCUAAAUAAAGGAAAAAAAAAAAAGAAAAAGAAGAAAAGGAAAAGCAUUCACAAAUCGUCGAUCGGAGAAGAUGACGUCUCCGUUUCGUUUAGAAUCUCCGACUGCCGAGUCUUUCCGUGGGCAGAUGGACUCUUGGUGUCGUGGGCAGAUGGACUAUUGGGAACAAGUGAGAGAAGCUGGGUUUUUUGAUUUGGAGGAAAUCUCAGUACCACAAGGUACAACUGGAUUGAUGCCUUUCUACUGUGAUAUUAAUUAUCCUCAUCCUGUCUUGGUUAAGCGUUAUGCUAGAUUGGGGCUUGAUCGUUACAACAUGUCCCAUGGGACAAAUUUGCAGCUCCACCACCUAAAGAAGUUCAACAAGACAAUGAAUUGUCAGGCCAGUUACUACAUUACUUUGGCUGCUUGCGAUCCAGCAAGCAUUGAUCCUGCUUCACUCGUUACACUUGAGGUUGGAGUUGCUGAAGGUAGCAGUGACCGUUGCAGUUUGAAUUUGUCGUGCUUAUUGCUAAGCCUCAAGGGACCCCGACAGACCUCCUUCGUUGUUCUGGAAUGGUGGAUGAUGAUAAAGUCCAAUUGCCUUGUUGGCCGUCAGAUUUCAAUGAUACUCAACGAUUUUACGAGGCCUGGACUUUUUGGGAAUGAAGUUUCCAGGGUGCUUGGUGGUGGCCUUGCCCCAGGUUCUCUGAUUUUGAUUGGUGGUGACCCUGGUAUUGGCAAGAGUACCUUGUUAUUGCAGGUUAGGAGAUGUGCUUUAAUUAGUUGUCUUCCCCUUUGCAAAUGUUUGCUGGAGGGAGUGAAGUGGCCGAACCAGCACCAGUCUUGUAUAUCUCUGGUGAAGAGAGUGUGGAGCAAAUAGGAAGUCGGGCUGACAGGAUGAAAAUUCAAACUGAAGAGCUCUACCUGUUUUCGAGCUCUGAUCUUUAGGACAUUCUAAACAAAGCUCAUCGGCUAUCUCCCCGAGCAUUGACUCAAUUCAAACAGUUUACCUAAAAGAAGUGACUGGCAGUGCUGGUGGUCUCACACAGAGGAAGACGGGGCUCGAGCAUUCUCUUUUUCUUCGCAGAUGCUUUUCCCGUAUCUCAUCUUUUAAUCUGCUGAAAAGGAUACUUUCUUGGAAAUCUCUGAUGGUGGCAGGUUCAAGAGUGCACAUCCACCCUGUGGCGUUUUGCUAAGAAAUCUAAUGUCCCAGAAGCACCAUCCUUCCAAUUCCUUCCUUCAAUAUCUGGUGUUUGAUCUGGAUCAGAUCUUUUAUGCACGUCACUUUCUGUUUUAGGUUGGACAGGUUACGAAAGCGGGAGAUAUUGUUUUGGAGCACAUAGUAGAUGUGGUCUUGUACUUGGAGGUGCUUUUGUAUUUUCUGUUGUCUUUAGAUAUGCAAUCAGGAUAUCCUCUUCAAUAAGUGGCGCUCUGUAGUUCUAACUGAAUACUUUGGGUUUGUUUCUAUUAGCUGGAUAACUUUUUUUCUAGACUAGAGCAAUUUUAUGAGCUUAAUUUGUUAGAAAAUAUAACAGAAGAUGAUUUGUUACAUGUAUUUUACGUAAAAAAUUCAGGGUGAAGAAAUCCCUGAUAGUAUGCCUUUAUUCUUUA
Camelina sativa (false flax) is the source of this 1592-nucleotide messenger RNA. Its product is annotated as putative UPF0725 protein At1g28500. Gene Ontology annotation, biological process: recombinational repair. Lineage: Eukaryota; Viridiplantae; Streptophyta; Magnoliopsida; Brassicales; Brassicaceae. The record is from RefSeq and is a predicted model, not a curated record.